This is a messenger RNA of Sporothrix brasiliensis 5110, 2514 nucleotides long. RefSeq lists its product as uncharacterized. The coding region runs from base 1 to 2514 and encodes 837 amino acids. NCBI's taxonomy places the organism in Eukaryota, Fungi, Ascomycota, Sordariomycetes, Ophiostomatales, Ophiostomataceae. Gene Ontology annotation, biological process: transcription preinitiation complex assembly; transcription initiation at RNA polymerase II promoter. The transcript is spliced from 3 exons. Gene Ontology annotation, cellular component: nucleus; transcription preinitiation complex. The record is from RefSeq and is a predicted model, not a curated record. Gene Ontology annotation, molecular function: RNA polymerase II general transcription initiation factor activity; TBP-class protein binding.
AUGCCGGCCUUCUCCACUCCCCUCCACCACGUCGCCGUCGCCCUCCGCGGCAACGUCACCACCCAUCCGACGCCGAGCUCAUCCACCACGCCGACGCUCCUCUCCUCCGCCUCCAAGGCCCACGCGGGUGCCUCGUCCAACAAAUGGCUGCCCGGCGUCAUCGUGGGCGCUGUCGUCGCCGUCGUGGCUGCUGCGGCCUUGGCCACGUGGCUGACGUUCCGCCGCCGCCGCCGCCAGCGCUACGAGCAGGCCCGGCAGCACGACCCCCAGCUCACCCCGGGCCAGUUCCGCCGCCGCAGCCACAUGAGCGAGGCCGCCCUGAUGGCCGAGGCUGAGCGCGAGCGCCGCCACAUGAUCCGCAAGUCGCUUCUGAGCCGGAGUUCGGCGAGCCUGAGCUACCUGGGGGCGGCGGGCGAAGUCGCGGGCGAAGUCGCGGGCGAAGUCGCGGGCGAAGUCGCGGGCGAAGUCGCCGGGGACCAGGGCGCGCAGGACGACAUGGAGGACGGCUACCGCGGCGUGCCCCUCUACCAGCGCCAGCCCGUGCCGCGGCCGCCACUGCAGCCACAGCCACAGACGCAGCCCCAGACGCAGCCGUCUACCGGCCAGUGGGACCUCGCCCACCACGACAAUCCGACCGCCCUGGAGGCGCUGGCACCCCUAAUCCCGGCGCCGCUCAACGUGUCGCCGCCGGCCGCCGCCACCGCCGCUCCGCCGACCCUCCGCGACGACGACAGGGAAUGGCCCGCCGCCCUGCGCCGCUACCACCCGCACCUCACGCUCGACAAUGUUGUCGAAGAGUCGGAGAGCGGGUUGGACCAGCCGUUGGCGGGUGAUGCUGGCGGCCUAGACAACGACCGCCCGGCAAGCCCGCCCGUCCCGCCGCGCUCGUGGCUGCGGCCCCUGUCCGCGGUGCGCCCCGAUGCAGAAGCGGGCUACGUCGACCUUGCGCCGGCCCGCCCGCUUCGUCAGGACAGCACAGCGAGCCAGGCCAACGGCUUCACGGCGCGGCAGGUCCACGCCGACCCGCGCAACGCGCUGCUGGCCCACCCCAGCGACGCCGCGACGACGAGUCCGACGUCGCUGUACUCGGUGGACUUUUCGCAGCGUCGUCGGUCCGCCCGACGACUUUUUUCUUCGCCCACCACGCAUUCGCCGCUCUUCCGUCAGCUGGCCCUCACCAUCCUGUCGGACAAGACGGACGCGCAGACAAGCGACCUGACGCCCGCCGAGGCGACCAAGAGCAUUGUGUUGGUGCUCGACACGCUGGACGCGAAGAAGCGGCUGGCGUCCAGGAAACGCAAGCCAAGACAGACGUCGAAGGUGACCAAGCCGGCCACUGCCAAGUCGCAGCCAGCGCGGACCCAAACCAAGCUCGUCGCCGCCACCCGUAAGCCUCUCGAGGAGCUGCAUAACAAGCCAUCUCCUUUGACCGCACGACUUGCUGCCUCCGCCGCCGCCACCACCAAAAUGGACGCUGCCACGGCCACGGCCAUCGCCAACGCGGCGCGCGACGCGUACAAGGAGAACCUCGACAACAUUGUCAUGUGCCCCGACUGCAAGGAGUUCCCGCCCAACCUGGUCGAGGAGUUCUCGAGCGGCGACAUGGUGUGCGACUCGUGCGGCCUCGUCGUGGGCCCGCGCAUCAUCGACAGCCGGUCCGAGUGGCGCACGUUUGCCAACGACGACCAGGGCAACGACGACCCGUCGCGCGUGGGCGAGUCGGCCAACUCGCUGGCCAACGACGAGGGCCUGCGCACGCAGGUGGACAUGCGGGCGGCCAACGGCAAGCUGGCGGGCAAGCUCAACAGCAUCAACAAGAAGUCGCAGUCGGAGAAGCUCAACAACGACCUGCAAGAGGGCUUCCGCGCCAUCAGCGGGCUCGUCGACAUGAUGCAGACGAGCGGCAUCGUCGGCCAGACGGCCAUGCACAUCUACAAGCUGGCCUACGAGCACGGCCAGCUCAAGGGCAAGCCGCGCGAGGCCGUCAUCGCCGGCUGCAUCUUUAUCGCCUGCCGCCAGUGCGGCGUGCCGCGCACGUUUCGCGAGAUCUACGCCAUCACGCGCGUCACCAAGAAAGAAAUUGGGCGCGUCUUCAAGUCGCUCGAGAGCUUCUUGAGCAAGAUUCAAGAAAAAAACCCGCAGGCCAGCGCGGCGCAGGGCGUCAAGGACUACAAGGCGUCGUCGUCGACGACGGCCGAGGAGCUCUGCACGCGCUACUGCUCGCUGCUCGGGUUCCGCAACACGCCGCGCAUGGAGAAGAUCAGCAAGGCGCUGGCCCGCAAGACCACGGGCAUCCCCGACCUCGCCGGCCGCUCGCCGCUGUCCGUCGCGGCCGCCUGCAUCUACUUUGCCUCGCAGUACCUCGACGACCCGCGCGCGUCCAAGGACAUUGCCUCCAUUGCCGGCGUCAGCGACGGCACCAUCAAGACGGCGUACCGCUUCCUCUACAACACGCGCGCCACGCUCGUCGAGCCCGACUGGCACGGCGACCUCGACAAGCUGUCGAGCAGCUAG